Molecule: messenger RNA, 1614 nt
Organism: Apis florea (little honeybee)
Lineage: Eukaryota; Metazoa; Arthropoda; Insecta; Hymenoptera; Apidae
Gene: Ipk2
Product: Inositol phosphate kinase 2
Biological process (GO): inositol phosphate biosynthetic process
Cellular component (GO): nucleus; cytoplasm
Molecular function (GO): inositol-1,4,5-trisphosphate 3-kinase activity; inositol tetrakisphosphate kinase activity
Source: RefSeq, a predicted model, not a curated record
AUUAUCGCUAGUGAUUAUAAUUCAAAUGUUUUUUAAUGUUCCCAUUAGUCACGUACAAUUAUAAGUCGUAUAAGUGGUAAUAACAUAUCACUAUUGGAUCAUAUGAGGAACGAUUGUAAUGAAAACGCUGGAAGAACAUUUCCAGAGAACACUUUAAAUAAUUCACAUUUUUUUUUUUUUAUUAAAACUAUUCCAUAUAGUGCCUUUUCUUUCCUGCGCAGCGCUGAAAAUCUUCCUGAAUAUAAGUCCAGAAAGACCGCCCUGUCGUCAAUUGAUCGUGAUGCUGCUCUCUUUCUUGUGGAAGAUAUUACUAUUCUUUCGUAUCCAGCGGUUGUUCCGCUUUUAUUCUAGUUCUUUGUUGGUGGCAUAUGACGCGAAACGAUUGCGGCAUUAUCUCCGCCUAAAUAACACGAAUAAAUUACCCAGCCACGUAUCCACGUCAUUUUCCUCCACAAAUAACCAUACAACUACAUCGAAUGUGUUCAAACACAUGAACGACGCGACAAGUAAUUCAGUUUCGAGUAAUAUCGAAACGAAUAGGAAUCGGACGAUGGAGAGGGUACACUUUAUUAAAAGGAGCAUCAGCUUGAGCGGCGAGUACGAUUCAUCGGGGAAGGAGAAAACUUUGAGCAGAAGCGAGUCGUGUAGUCCAGACUUUAGAGUUGAUCGACUCUGUCGUACGCAUUCUUAUGUGAACAACUUUGACGAUGACAUAAUAAGGAUCAAGGAGGACUACGAUGAUUUAUUGAACGAGCUCACUAGUUCCAUGGAAGAGAGACAAAAUUGGGUUAGAAUUAAUAUGAUUGACUUUACGCAUGUCUUCCCGGCAGAGGAUCAAAAUACUCUGGAUUUAAAUUAUUUAGAAGGAAUCGAGAACUUGAUCAAACUUGUGGAGAUGUUCCUGAUCUCUAAGGAUAUCACUGCAUGAACUAUGUGUAUUUAUUGCAACGUAGGAAGUUGUUGUUACAAAUUUUUUUUUCUUCUCUCUCUCUCUCUCUCUCUCUUAAAAAUCGCAAUACGAGAUGUUAUAUAAUUGUAUUUUAUAUUCUUUAAUAAAAUUAGAUUGAUUUUUGACGUUAGGUCAGUGAUAAACCGAAAGUUGUAACUCGUGCCAUUGUGCACAUUUGAAUUUGUGUGAAUUUUAUGUGCGAGAAUUUUAGGAACACAUUUCGUGAAAGCUUAUCAAUUGUUGUGAAACUCGAUCCUAAAAGAAACGGUAAUAUAUUUAAAGCUUUCACGAAAUGUGUCCAAUCCAGUUACGGAUCCAGUAAUUGGAUAUAAUGGAAACAUUGAAAACUGAAUGUUAAUUAUUUCGCACCCAAAUAUUUAACAACAUUUAUAACGCUCUCAUUUUUCAAGUGCACCUUCACUUGUCGAUAUUCCACGUUAUUAUUAAAGAUCAUACUCGUUGGUUUUACAUACAUGAUCGUACAUAUAUGUAUAUUCGCCAUUCACGCAACGAUUGUUGUAGUCAUUGAUUGUUCGUAUUAAUUCGUAUCAUUUCUUUUCUUAUAUGUUCUUACCAUAUGCAAAUAAGAUUCUACUAAUACAUACUUACUAAACACAAAAAUUGUUAUGUUAAUAUAAAUACAAAACAUACAAGUGUUGAUGUAA